AGAUUUAGUCUUAGAUCUACAUCAACAAUGUUGUUAAUAUGAUGUAGAAUCUAGACUUCGUUCGUAGAUCUAAAUUCUAAAUCUAGGAGAUAAUUUGAAGUAAAACAAUAUCCAAUAGAUUGAAGCACAAUGCUGAAAGGAUGGAACUCCCUGUAGAGGUCAUAGAGUUGAUAUUGUUGAAUGUUGGAGGGAAAGCUUUCGUUAACUUCAGCAGAACAUGUAGGCAGCAUUUAGAUAUUGCAAAUGAGCUUCAUAACAGAGCCAAACCAACUAUAUGGCGCAGGUUUGUGUUUGAAGAUUACACACUUGCUUGUGUGGAGUCAGUGGCGCCAUGGUUGUACUCAGGUGACCCCAAUGACCCAGCUCUAUGGAAGACCUUGUACAUCCAGCUCCACCGCACGUCACUGCUGCUUGAAGGCAGGCCUUGUGUGGCAAGGAAAGACGUGUACCAUCAAAAGGUCCAGCUGGUGCAUGAUCUCAAGUUUUGUUAUGGAUAUUUAUUUCUGUUGGCCUCCCCCAACUUAGUGAAUCUGAUUGGACUUGCUGGCACAUUGAUAAGUGAGCAUGAUUGUACCAGCCACGCCCAGUCUCAUGUCAUCCUAGUCAGGACAGAUUGUGGCACUGUAUCUCUAACCAACAUUGACAAUGAAGAUAGUACUAUUGCCAAAUUAGAACAAAUUUACAGAAGAUGGAAUCACACCUAUUUAAAGGGAACAUACAUAAGCUGCUGGACAGGCUUGUGCAUCAUCUACCGUCAAGAUGUUCUCUGUGCUGAACUCAAUUUCUACACCUACUCUGGAACUGGUUUCACCCCUGUCAAGUGUGUUAGGCUAGAGAAAAGUCUAAAGGGUCUUUUAUCUCUGGCUUUUAAUCAGCAAAGGGUUGCAGCUGUAUGUAGCAACAAGAUGUUGUGUUUGUUUCCCCAUAAAGCAUCAGCUGAAGCACCUGUAUACCAGCAGGAGCUACACAAGACACCUGUCAAAAUAAAGAUGGUUGCUGAUUUGAUCAUUAUACUCUUUGAUGAUGGUAGUGUAGAGACAGGCCAGGUGGUCUCACAAGAUGGUUGUAUGUGUGUACCAUGCUGGGAGCAGCUGUCUCUGGAAGAUGAAGCUGACCGCCAUGACAAGCUUGGAUGGUUGGCUUUCAAUGUCAAGGAUUUUGUCCUUCUAGGUCACUUGUUUGCCGUCAUCUCAGAUUUUGGUUACAUCAUGGUGAGUUAUCUGGACUCACUGAGCCACAAAUCCCUGGCCAGAAACCUGAGACCUGUCUGCUCGCUGCCUCUCAGGGAGGGGGGGGUUGUCUCACGGCUGACCUUGGACCAGCACCAUGGGGUCAAGCUGGCCGUGCUGGAGAAGUUUUUUGACGGGAUCAGCUGGGUCAGUGCUGUUCAUGUCCUUCACAUUGGCUGCUGACAGGGCCAUCUGAUAGACAGUCUGACAGGGCCAUCUGAUAGACAGUCAGACAGGGCCAUCUGAUAGACAGUCAGACAGGGCCAUCUGAUAGACAGUCAGACAGGGCCAUCUGAUAGACAGUCAGACAGGGCCAUCUGAUAGACAGUCAGACAGGGCCAUCUGAUAGACAGUCAGACAGGGCCAUCUGAUAGACAGUCAGACAGGGCCAUCUGAUAGACAGUCAGACAGGGCCAUCUGAUAGACAGUCAGACAGGGCCAUCUGAUAGACAGUCAGACAGGGCCAUCUGAUAGACAGUCAGACAGGGCCAUCUGAUAGACAGUCAGAGACUGAACUAGAUCUGGUUCAUCUAUUGUUGUGUUAAAUGAGCUACUCAGGAAAUAUUUCAUGUGUUCUUUAUUGCUUAAACCAUUCAUUCCACCCUCAUACUUUGAAAUAAUAAAAUUUGAAAUGUUUAUAAUUACGAUUCAUUAACAAGAAAAAAAUGUGUAUUGCUUGUAUAGGUGUGACUGUAUUAUUUACUAUUGAACCUUCUUGUUUCAUUCAAACAAAUUUUAA
Physella acuta is the source of this 1968-nucleotide messenger RNA. RefSeq lists its product as uncharacterized. Gene Ontology annotation, molecular function: protein binding. NCBI's taxonomy places the organism in Eukaryota, Metazoa, Mollusca, Gastropoda, Physidae. The record is from RefSeq and is a predicted model, not a curated record.